Molecule: messenger RNA, 1218 nt
Organism: Heterocephalus glaber (naked mole-rat)
Lineage: Eukaryota; Metazoa; Chordata; Mammalia; Rodentia; Bathyergidae
Gene: Myg1
Product: MYG1 exonuclease
Cellular component (GO): cytoplasm; nucleus
Source: RefSeq, a predicted model, not a curated record
UCCGGGUCUGCGUGCUCCCCCCCCCCACCACCGCGCCUCUGGGGCGGGGGGAGUCACAUGGGGCUUCGCUUCCUCCGUGGUAUUUUGCUGCAGCUACUGCCUCGGUCACCGCUUCCAACUCGACACUGCAUGCUCGGCCCACAGUCCGUCCCGCCCCCGAAAAGGCCCGGUAGCAACCUCAUGGCACCGCCCCGAAUCGGGACGCACAACGGCACCUUCCACUGCGACGAGGCUCUGGCUUGCGCCUUGCUUCGCCUCCUGCCGGAAUUCCAGGAUGCUGAGAUUGUGCGGACUCGCGACCCGGAAAAAUUGGCUUCUUGUGACAUCGUGGUGGACGUGGGUGGCGAGUAUGACCCUCGGAGACACCGAUAUGACCAUCACCAGAGGUCUUUCACAGAGACCAUGAAUUCUCUGUCUCCUGGAAAGCCAUGGCAGACCAAGCUGAGCAGUGCAGGACUCAUCUAUCUGCACUUCGGGCACAAGCUGCUGGCCCAGUUGCUGGGCACUAGUGAAGAGGACACCAUGGUGGGCACCAUCUAUGACAAGAUGUAUGAGAACUUCAUGGAGGAGGUGGAUGCAGUGGACAAUGGGAUCUCCCAGUGGGAGGGGGAGCCUCGUUAUGCCCUGACCACCAAUCUGAGUGCCCGGGUUGCUCGACUUAAUCCCACUUGGAACCAGCCCAACCAGGACACCGAGGCAGGGUUCAGGCGUGCAAUGGAUCUGGUUCGAGAGGAGUUUUUGCAGCGACUAGACUUCUACCAGCGUAGCUGGCUGCCGGCCCGGGCCUUGGUGGAAGAGGCCCUAGCCCAGCGCUUCCAGGUUGACCCAAGUGGCGAGAUUGUGGAACUGUCAAAAGGUGGGUGCCCGUGGAAGGAGCAUCUUUACCACCUGGAAUCUGGGCUGUCGCCCCCCCAGACCACUGCCUUUGUUAUCUACACUGACCAGGCUGGACAGUGGCGAGUCCAGUGUGUACCCAAAGAGCUCCAUUCCUUCCAGAGCCGGUUGCCUCUGCCAGAGCUAUGGCGGGGCCUUCGGGACGAGGCCCUGGACCAGGUCAGUGGGAUCCCUGGAUGCAUCUUCGUCCAUGCUAGUGGCUUCAUUGGUGGGCACCACACCCGAGAGGGUGCACUGAGCAUGGCCCGUGCUACCUUGGCCCAGCGCUCAAUCCCUCCCACAAAUCCCUAGUCCAAUAAAACUUUCUCCAUCUCUUGGUGACCA